Olea europaea var. sylvestris is the source of this 795-nucleotide messenger RNA. RefSeq lists its product as uncharacterized. Lineage: Eukaryota; Viridiplantae; Streptophyta; Magnoliopsida; Lamiales; Oleaceae. The transcript has 3 exons. The annotation marks the transcript as partial. The record is from RefSeq and is a predicted model, not a curated record.
GCAUGGAGAUACAUUAUACCUAAGAAGAGUUGGUUUCCUAGUAAAAUUACAAUUACCCCCGUCAAGGGUGUGGUGUCGAACUUCAAAAAUAAUCUCAAUGAAGCCCAACGUCGAAUCCUUCAGAAUACAUGUUUCUCCCACUUCCUGCAAUGCGAGGAAAUUGUUAUCCAAUCUCAGCUGAUACACUACUUUCUGCUGAGACAAGUGCAACAACCUAAUGAGAGUGAGCUGUGGUUCAACAUAGCUGGAAGAUUCGUAAGGUUCUCAAUUUCAGAGUUUUGUUUGGUGACUGGUCUGAGAUAUGUCGGCGAUGCUGACAUAAGUAGGAUGGAGAAGACUCCAUCACGAUUGAAAAAUUUGUAUUUUUCAACGUUGAAAAAUGUUACUCGUGAAAACAUCAAGGACGCAUUUCUUGGUUCUAUUGACAUUCUGGAUGAGGAUGUUUCCAUACUAGGUGCAUUGUAUUUCAUAACAUCUUAUCUACAUCCGAGAGACUACAAGAAGGUUGUGGAUCACUUCUUAUUUGUACUAGUUGAAGAUUUUAGUGCGAUGAACGUGUUUCCAUGGGAUAAGUCGCUGUUUGACACACUAAUUUACAAGACAAUUCCCAAUCUCGAUGGAUACACAGCGAGAAGGAUUUCCAGAGUGUACCCCCGGAUAAUGAACUGGGCGGUUGAUGAUCACCCUUCGGCUGCGAAGCUCGAAGGGCCUGAGUGCUUCUCCAAUCCGGACGUCAUAGACAUUUUCACAGCGCCAUUUGCCCUUGUUAUAUCACAAACCAUGGAAACAUAUUGA